Dermacentor silvarum is the source of this 2073-nucleotide messenger RNA. RefSeq names its product protein RFT1 homolog. Gene Ontology annotation, cellular component: endoplasmic reticulum membrane. Gene Ontology annotation, biological process: dolichol-linked oligosaccharide biosynthetic process; glycolipid translocation. Bases 309 to 1979 code for a protein of 556 amino acids. The transcript has a single exon. The record is from RefSeq and is a predicted model, not a curated record. Lineage: Eukaryota; Metazoa; Arthropoda; Arachnida; Ixodida; Ixodidae.
UAUGGCAGCGUCCACGCUGUGUUGACGUUGCAGACGGCGUUUUGAGCUGCGAUUGCUUUCCGUGGUAUGUUUGUGGUGUUUCUGGUUUCCAUUGGCACUCCGGACUAAUGAAGUACGAGUUUAGUAACAUCUUCUUAAUCGUAUCGUUGCGACAUCAGCGGGAUAUUUUUCUGCGGCCACAGCUACAACGCUUCUCAAGUGCUGCCACGUAACGCAGGUUGGACGACGCCAAACGCUGAGUUUGCUGAGUUCUCUGUGUUCUCAACUUGCUUUACUAGGUCGAUAACGUAAUUAAAUGACCAUUAAAAAUGGCAGAGAAGAACCUUAUGGCGAAAGCCACGAAAGCAGCUUCGUACAACAUCAUUCUGCAGCUGACUCUGCGUGUUUUAACGUUCGUGCUGAAUGCAUACAUCUUGCGACACAUCACCAAAGACCUGUUGGGAGUUAUCAAUGUGCGGCUGAUGCUUCUGUACACAACUGUGCAAUUCCUGAGCAGGGAGCCUUUCCGUCGAUCCUGUUUGAGUGAUACGGACAACCAAAACUGGCCUGCCAUCAUCAACGUAACCUGGCUGUGCCUUCCCGUUUGUAUCUUUAUUGGUGGCAUUAUGAGCUUUGUAUGGUUGUUCGUUCUGGAGCGACCUGACCCCUUGGUGGCGAGUGGCUACACACUGGGCGUACACUGUGUGGUCAUUUCUGUUGUUAUAGAAGUGCUUGCCGAACCUCUGUAUGUUAUAAGUCAAGCUUUUCACUACAUAAAGUUCAAAAUAUUUUUCGUGGGGAGUGGCAUUACCUUACGGUGCAUCAUAAUGGCAGUACUCGUCGCCUUCGACCCACGGAAUGCUAUUUGGGCUUACAGCGUGGCACAGCUAAUAUCAUCUGCCUAUUAUACUGUUGUUCUUUAUGCUUACUUCACGUUUGAAUCAAGGCGAUUGCGCCACGGCUGUGAAGAUAAAUCAAGAGACUCCAGCCGCAAAUGUAAUGAACGCGUGCUUCCUUUCACUAGUGCAUUUGAUAUUAUUCCUUUCAUUGGCAGUAAUGGUACACAGCUUGACCGAAACAUCACAAAACUUACAUGGAGUUUUAUGAAGCAAACAGUGUUCAAGCAGCUCUUGACUGAAGGUGAACGUUAUAUCAUGACUGUUUUCAGCAUUCUGUCUUUUGCUGAGCAGGGUGUGUAUGACAUUGUCAACAACCUUGGAUCUUUAACAGCCCGUCUUGUCUUCCAGCCCAUUGAAGAAAGCAGCUACGUGUUUUUCGCUCAAGUAGUACAACGUGAUGUGCCACCCUGCCGGCAAAACGUGGACAGUGUUAUGUUGAGUGUAUUAACCUUGAAGCAGCUUCUAAAGUUGCUGACUCACGUUGGGCUCAUCAUUUUCACUUUUGGUCAAGCUUACUCUAGUCUUCUCCUACAUGUGUAUGGUGGCAGUGCACUGAGUGACAGCCUAGCACCUCUGCUACUUAGGUGGCACUGUGCAUACAUUGUUUUGAUUGCUAUCAAUGGAAUCACUGAAUGCUUUGUGUUUGCUGCUAUGAGUAAAGAACAGCUGGACCAACAUAACCACAGGCUUGCCCUUUUUUCAGUGCUGUUCCUAUUUGUUGCGUACCUUUUGACCACCUUGUUUGGUGCUAUUGGAUUCAUUCUGGCAAACUGUUUUAACAUGAUUGCACGUGUUGGUUACAGUACAUUCUUUAUAAGCGCAUACUAUGCUAAAACUCAAUACCGUCCAUUGCAUGGUAUUUUUCCCAGUGCACUUGUGCUUGGUACUGCUAUGCUUAGUUAUCUUGUAACCACAAUUUCAGAAGCAAUGUUCUGCUGUUAUGCUGGAUUCAUUUACCUUUUGUUGCAUGCUGCUGUUGGUGCACUAUGCUUGUUUCUGUUCUUGGCUGUCAUUUAUAUAGAGGAGAAAGAACUAAUAGCAUUCCUCAAAACAUGUUGGCAUGACAGAAGCUUUGGAAAGAAAUCUGAGAAGGUGCAGUAGCAACACUGUUGUUUUCCUGUUGAUAGUUCUCAUAUUUUCUUGGUAAACCAUGUGCUUGAAAGUGAAAGCAUGAAAUGCAUAUGUCUAAUUAAAG